Messenger RNA from Closterium sp. Yama58-4, 492 nucleotides. Lineage: Eukaryota; Viridiplantae; Streptophyta; Zygnematophyceae; Desmidiales; Closteriaceae. The record is from the annotation of a GenBank genome assembly.
AUGAAUCCGGACUCAUCCGCAGAGGGCGCGGCGAGUAUUGACGGUCGCUGCGACUCGCGGGGCGACGAUGGCGCGGGUUCGCGACGAGAUGGCGACGCGGCGAAGCGGGCGAACUCGCUGUCUGCUGCUUUGCGAAAUGCGGCGACUGUCGAGCAUCUGGACUUGACCGCUAGUGAUGACCUGCGCUGCACCAACCUCAUGUGCCCCCAGGUCACCGAGCCCUGCAUCUGUCGCCUGGGCGUUGCCCUCUCACGCUUGCCGCGCCUCACCUCCCUCACUCUCGCUCACAACGGCCUGGAGGCUCUCCCCGAUACACUCUCCUCCCUCACUGCCCUACGCCAUCUUGACCUCUCCCACAACCGCCUCUCCUCUCUGCCUCUCCACCUCACGUCCGCCCUACCACACCUCAAGUCUCUCGUCCUCUUUGGCAACCCCUGUGCUCCCUCCACACCUCCGCAUGACCACCCUCUGCAGCAAUCAAUUGUACCGUAG